CAAUUUAGAAAUCUCUUUGUUGUUUUCUUGGCAUCUCCGUCAAAUGUUAGAAUAACACGUAAGUUUGAUUCAAGAAAACUAUUAUAAAACAUUUUAAUUUAUCCCUGUUGUCUUGGGAAUAAUCAAGCACUUUAUUAUGAUGCUCUGCUCAUGCCCAGCAACUAUCACAUGUUUUGGUGCCAAAAGAAAUACGUAGAUUCAACAACUUAUUAUUUGAAGAUGGCUUGAGGAAGUAAAGAUUGUUGAGGACCAAAUCUUGAUAUUGACGCUGCAGUGGCAACAGAACGGUUAUGCCAGCUGCAAUAUGAUUUUUAUUCAUCUAGCAAACAUACUACUGUUAUUUAGUAUAAUUUCAACUUUCGUUUAUUAUGGGUCAAAUCUUGGAUCACAUUCGGAUAGUGUCUCUCCACAAACAUUUAUGAGCUCUUGGGAAAAAUAUGGCUGGUUCACACUCGCUUUAUACUUAUGCCAAUACCUGGCACUUCUGGCCUUACCACAAGCAGUUUUCAAUUUCUUGGGUUUUGUUUUAUUCAACCCAUUCCCUGAAGAUCCACAAAUAGAGAAACCUAUUUUGUUAGUCCCCUUUAUAUGUUUCCGUAUGGUUACCAGAGGAGACUAUCCUGAACUAGUACGAAACAAUGUGCAGAGGAAUGCUAACACCUGCUUGGAUGCAGGGCUUGAGAAUUUUAUUAUUGAAGUAGUUGCAGACAAAUCAACGUCGCUAGUCCCUUCGCUGCAUGUACGGGAAGUGAUUGUGCCUGCAAAUUAUCAGACAAGAUCUGGAGCUAUGUUUAAAGCCAGAGCACUGCAAUACUGCCUAGAGGAUAGUGUAAAUCAACUUGAUGAUGAAGAUUGGAUUGUACAUUUGGAUGAGGAAACUUUACUGACAGUUAACAGUGUACGGGGUAUAAUUAAUUUUGUUUGCAAGGGUAAACAUCAGUUUGGCCAAGGAAUGAUAACAUAUGCCAAUGAACAGAUAGUUAAUUAUUUCCUCACGCUGUGCGAUACGCUCCGGGUAGCUGAGGAUAUGGGCAAAAUCCAAUUCCAGCUACGUGUUUUACGAAUGCCGAUUUUAGGAUGGAAAGGGUCUUAUGUCGUUUCUCAACUGGGGGCAGAACGUAAGGUGUCCUACGACAACGGCCCUGACAGCUCUGUUGCUGAGGACACAUAUUUCGGCAUCCUUGCCGCUAGCCAGGGCUAUUCGUUUGAUUUUAUUCACGGUAAUAUGUGUGAAAAAUCUCCUUUCAGCUUGAUGGAUUUCCUCCAGCAAAGGAAACGCUGGCUUCAGGGUCUUUUGCUAGUAGCUCACUCAUCUAGACUUCCCUUCAGAUAUCGAUUUCCAUUAGGCAUAAGUGUUUAUGCCUGGAUUACCAUGCCUUUAACAACCGCCAAUCUUUUUUUAAAACCGAUAUUCCCCAUCCCUAUUCCUCAGGUUGUAGAUAUUAGCGUAUCUUUCAUCGGCGGCAUUUGGAUGUUUCUUUAUAUCUAUGGUACCUGCCGAUCGUUCAGCAUUGCUCGCGUCGGGGUUUUUAAAUUCCUGCUGCUAUUGAUGACCGGUGUGAUCGUCACGCCGUUUAAAGUUGUAGUUGAAAAUAUAGCUGUUGUAUGGGGUCUUUUUACGCCAAAACACACAUUUUUCGUAGUGAAAAAAGACCUUAUGCAACUCGUGUGAUGGUGCGUUUCUGCUUCCAUUUGCAUAUGACUAUGAGUUUCCGAGCCUGAUCUCCAUAGCAAAUAAUGAAGGCAUUCUCUCCUUUCCCAAAUAGUCCUUAAGACAAAUAUUCUGUCUUGUAUUUCUAUGAGUGAAGAUUUGUUAAUAACCGUUUUUUUCAGCACAAAUUUUCCGGUGUAGGGAGCUGUACUUUAUAAAUCGUCUUACAAUCCUCUGCAAAACAAUCUUGACGCACGAGAUCCCAGUCUCGAGAUUUUCUGAGAACGAACUGUUUUUAAAUGAAUUUCAUUAACCUUCCUGGUUUUCUUAAUUACUGUAAUGUAUAACUAUAUAUG
Messenger RNA from Daphnia carinata, 2007 nucleotides. RefSeq names its product beta-1,4-mannosyltransferase egh-like. Bases 305 to 1672 code for a protein of 455 amino acids. Gene Ontology annotation, cellular component: cytoplasm. The transcript is spliced from 8 exons. Gene Ontology annotation, molecular function: beta-1,4-mannosyltransferase activity. The record is from RefSeq and is a predicted model, not a curated record. NCBI's taxonomy places the organism in Eukaryota, Metazoa, Arthropoda, Branchiopoda, Diplostraca, Daphniidae.